This is a messenger RNA of Pteropus alecto (black flying fox), 2334 nucleotides long. It is a transcript of the gene ALDH1A1, whose product is annotated as aldehyde dehydrogenase 1 family member A1. Gene Ontology annotation, molecular function: benzaldehyde dehydrogenase (NAD+) activity. The record is from RefSeq and is a predicted model, not a curated record. NCBI's taxonomy places the organism in Eukaryota, Metazoa, Chordata, Mammalia, Chiroptera, Pteropodidae. The transcript is spliced from 13 exons. The coding region runs from base 294 to 1799 and encodes 501 amino acids.
GCUGUGUACUCUCAUCACAGGUUUCGGCUUUGUAAAUUAAUUCGUCUGCAAAUAGUGCCCUGACUCCAGAUGCAGCUUCUUAAGGAUUUAACUUUAAAGUCAAGGGCUUCCUGCAGUAGAUGUUAUAUAAGUAGUGUCAUUUUCUUUUUUCUCCGGAGUUUGUUCAUCCAAUCAUAUCCCAGUAUGCAAAUAAACUUUAGCCCGUGCAGAUAAAAAGGAACAAAUAAAGCCAAGUGCUCUAUCAGAACUAAAUCGCUGAGCCUGUCACUUGUAUUUCAGGAUCUGAACCAGAAAUGUCGUCCUCAGGCAUGCCAGACUUACCUGUCCCAGUUGCCAAUUUGAAGUUUCAAUAUACUAAGAUCUUCAUAAACAAUGAAUGGCAUAAUUCAGUGAGUGGCAAGAAAUUUCCUGUUUUUAAUCCUGCAACUGAGGAGAAACUCUGUGAGGUUGAAGAAGGAGAUAAGGAGGAUAUCAACAAAGCAGUGAAGGCUGCACGACAGGCUUUUCAGAUUGGCUCUCCAUGGCGUACUAUGGAUGCUUCAGAUAGGGGACGGCUACUGUACAAGUUGGCUGAUUUAGUUGAAAGAGAUCGUCUGCUGCUGGCAACCAUGGAGUCCAUGAAUGGUGGAAAACUAUUUCCCAUUGCGUAUAUGAGGGAUUUAGAAGGCUGCAUUAAAACAUUACACUACUGUGCAGGAUGGGCUGAUAAGAUUCAAGGCCGCACUCUACCUAUAGAUGGAGAUUUUUUUUGUUAUACAAGACAUGAGCCUAUUGGUGUAUGUGGCCAAAUCAUUCCUUGGAAUUUCCCGUUGGUGACGUUCAUUUGGAAGAUAGGGCCUGCCCUUAGCACCGGAAACACAGUGGUGAUCAAACCAGCAGAGCAAACUCCUCUCACUGCUCUUCACAUGGCAUCUUUAAUAAAAGAGGCAGGAUUUCCUCCUGGAGUAGUGAAUAUCGUGCCUGGCUAUGGGCCUACUGCAGGGGCAGCCAUUUCUUCUCACAUGGACAUAGACAAAGUGGCCUUCACAGGAUCUACAGAGGUUGGCAAAAUAAUCAAAGAAGCUGCUGGGAAAAGCAAUCUGAAGAGGGUGACCCUGGAGCUCGGUGGAAAGAGCCCUUGCAUUGUGUUUGCUGACGCAGACUUGGACAAUGCCGUUGAGUUUGCACACAUUGGAGUAUUCUACCACCAGGGCCAAUGUUGUAUAGCUGCAUCCCGGCUUUUUGUGGAAGAAUCAAUCUACGAUGAGUUUGUUCGAAGGAGUGUCGAGCGGGCUAAAAAGUAUGUUCUUGGAAACCCUCUGACCCCAGGAGUCAAUCAAGGCCCUCAGAUUGAUAAGGAACAGUAUGAAAAAAUACUUGAACUCAUUGAGAGUGGGAAGAAAGAAGGAGCCAAAUUGGAAUGUGGUGGCGGUCCAUGGGGUAAUAAAGGCUACUUUAUCCAGCCCACAGUUUUCUCUAACGUUACAGAUGAGAUGCGCAUUGCAAAAGAGGAGAUAUUUGGACCUGUACAGCAAAUCAUGAAGUUCAAAUCUUUAGAUGACGUGAUCAAGAGAGCAAACAAUACUUCGUACGGCUUAUCAGCAGGAGUCUUUACCAAAGACCUCGAUAAAGCCAUAACAGUCUCCUCUGCCCUGCAGGCGGGGACAGUAUGGGUGAAUUGCUACAGCGUGGUAUCUCCCCAGAGUCCCUUUGGUGGAUUCAAGAUGUCUGGAAAUGGACGAGAACUGGGAGAAUAUGGUUUCCACGAAUACACAGAGGUUAAAACCGUCACAAUGAAGAUUUCUCAGAAGAACUCAUAAAGUAACUACAAAAAUGGAGAGAAGAAUCCUCAAUGGCUGAGCAUCUCCUACAGUCGCUAAUCUAUGAUAGUGUUUAAAAACAACAUUAUUCUUUUCUUGAUUUUUUAAACAUAAGCUAAUCAUAUUAGCAUUAAUACUAUACGUAGUAUACUUGAUGUAUAGCUUAUACUGAAUCAUUUACCUUCUGAUAUGUAACCCCCAAAUCCCAUCUAUAAUAAAAAGGAUAGAUUUAGAUGGAAGAUCUCUCUAGCUCCUAAUAAUCAUGUGCUUUUGUUUGUAGCUACUUGUUCAGGAUAAUCAUUUUAUAGAAGAAGACCAGUUGUCACUUCGUGUUUUUUCAAUAACAGCCUUGAAAUACUUAACAUACCUGUUAACUGCAGAGAUGUGUGCUGUUCACAGUAGUUGUGAAGUCCUUGGAGUUUGUUGACAUGUUUCCUAGAAUGUCAUGUGUGCUUGUCAAAUUAAGUACUAUCUGAAAUACUUAGCUAUAAUGUAAACAUAAAGCUUAAUAAAACCAAUCUUGCAUGAUUCUUGU